UAAGUCUCGUACAUAUCUAUUAUAUAAAGCUUAUUUGGCAACUUUACCUCUCUUCUUCGCCUGCAACCUGCUUCUUUCUCUUUUUGCUAAAUUCUAACCUUAAGAGCUCAGUCAUGUCGGACGAAGAGCAUCACUUCGAGUCAAAGGCUGAUGCAGGAGCAUCCAAGACCUACCCUCAGCAGGCUGGAACGAUCCGUAAGAACGGAUACAUUGUGAUCAAAGCAAGGCCUUGCAAGGUCGUUGAGGUUUCAACUUCCAAGACUGGCAAGCAUGGUCAUGCUAAGUGUCACUUCGUUGGAAUUGAUAUCUUCAAUGGUAAAAAGCUUGAAGAUAUUGUUCCCUCUUCUCAUAACUGUGAUGUUCCCCAUGUUAACCGUACCGACUACCAGCUAAUUGACAUUUCUGAGGAUGGAUUUGUGAGUCUGUUGACUGAAAAUGGUAACACAAAGGAUGACCUGAGGCUCCCAACUGAUGACAGUUUGCUCACUCAGAUCAAAGAUGGGUUUGCAGAAGGGAAAGACCUGGUUGUGACUGUCAUGACUGCCAUGGGGGAAGAGCAGAUCUGUGCUCUCAAGGACAUUGGCCCAAAGUAGCUUUCUUCAUUUGUUCAGACUGUUACAUAUUUUAGCUGAAGAUUUUUUUAAGGGUUCUUUCGGCGUGCCAUUUCAGAUUGAGUAGAUUAUAGUAGUUUUUGGGACAGUUUUAUUUGGGUUUAAAGCCCAGGAUUUCUUUUCAAGCAAUCAUUGGUUUUCUGUGGGGGAUCCAUUUAAUUGUCGUUACUUCCAUUCUACUUGCUUUCUAUUCAAUAUUUUUACUGCUUUAUGCUAGAAAACUU
Molecule: messenger RNA, 835 nt
Organism: Telopea speciosissima
Lineage: Eukaryota; Viridiplantae; Streptophyta; Magnoliopsida; Proteales; Proteaceae
Product: eukaryotic translation initiation factor 5A-2-like
Exons: 5
Coding region: 114-593 (159 amino acids)
Biological process (GO): positive regulation of translational termination; positive regulation of translational elongation
Molecular function (GO): ribosome binding; translation elongation factor activity; RNA binding
Source: RefSeq, a predicted model, not a curated record